AUGGAGGGCUGCUUGGGGGAGGAAUCUUUCCAGAUGUGGGAGCUCAACCGGCGCCUGGAGGCCUACCUGGCGCGGGUGAAGGCCCUAGAGGAGCAGAAUGAGCUGCUCGGCGCGGAGCUCGGGGGCCUCCGGGCACAGACCGGGGACGCCUCCUGGCGCGCCCGUGCCGACGACGAGCUGGCGGCCCUGCGAGCCCUCGUCGACCAGCGCUGGCGAGAGAAGCACGCGGCCGAGGUGGCGCGCGACAACCUGGCGGAAGAGGUGGAGGGCGUGGCAGGCCAGUGCGAGCGGCAGCGGCUGGCGCGGGAGCGGGCGGCGGCCGAGGCGGCCCGCAACCGGCGUGCGGCCGAGGCCGAGAAGUGCGCCCAGGCCCGGCUGAGCUCCCGGGCGGCGGAGCUGGAGCGCGAGCUGGAGGUCGCGUGCGCUGCGCACGAGGAGGAGCGCGCCGCCCUGAGCGCCCGGCCCCGCGCCCCCAGCCGCCCCGCCGCGCCCCGCGGGCCCCCCGCGCCCGCCCCGGAGCUGGAGGAGCUCACGCGGCAGCUGGGCGACGCGUGGCGCGGGGCCGUGCGCGGCUUCCAGGAGCGCGUGGCGCGCAUGGAGACGUCGCUGGGCCAGGCCCGCGAGCGCUUGGGCCGCGCCGUGCAGGGCGCCCGCGAGGGCCGCCGGGAGCUGCAGCAGCUGCGGGCCGAGCGCGGCGGCCUCCGGGAGCUACGGGCGGCGCUGGAGCAGAGGCUGCAGGGCGGCUGGCAGGAGCGGCUGCGCGCCACCGAGAAGUUCCAGCUGGUGGUGGAUGCCCUGGAGCAGGAGAAGCAGGGCCUACAGAGCCAGAUUGCCCGGGUCCUGGAAAGUCGACGGCAGCUGGCGCACCUCCAGAUGUCCCUCAGCCUGGAGGUGGCCACAUACAGGACCCUCCUAGAGGCCGAGAACUCCCGACUGCAGACCCUCGGCAAUACUUCCAAGGCUUCCCUCGGCUUCCAGGACCCUAAGCUGGAGCUGCAUUUCCCUGGGACCCCGGAGGGCCGGCAUCUGGGACCUUUGCUCACUGCCCUGAGCCCCACUUCCCUCUCCUUGCCCCUGCCUGAUACCCUUGAGACACCUGUGCCAGGCUUUCUGAAGAGCCAAGAAUUCCUCCAGGCCCGUACCCCAACCUUGGCCAGCACCCCCAUCCCGCCCACACUUCUGGCUCCCUGUGCCAUUACGGAUACAGAGAUCAGAGCCCAGGAUGCCCCCUUCUCCCUGCUCCAGCCACAGAUUGGGAGGCAGCAGGUUCCAGAGGCUCUGCACUCGAAAGCCAAGGUAGCCAUCCCUUCCAGCAUCCUGCCAGGACCAGAGGAGCCUGGAGGCGAGCGACAAGAGGCCAGUACUGGCCAGUCCCCUGAGGAUCAUACCUCCUUGGCCCCACCCCUCAGCCCUGACCCCUGUAGUUUAGAGGCCAAAGGUAGAGAACCCGGUGGGUCUGGAAUGGUCAGCAGAUUCCAGGAGGAAGGUGAAGGGCAAAUCUGGGGGCUGGCAGAGAAAGAAAUGGCCAUAGAGGUAAAAAUGGUGAACAGUUUGCAGCAGGAACCACGGCAAGAAGACGGGGGUCUCAACAUGAAGGAAAUCCAGGACUCCCAGGGUCCUUUGGAAAAAGAAACUCUGAAGUCUGUGGAAGAGGAAACUCAAGAGCCACUGAUGUCUCCGGAAAAACAGAGCCAUGAGGCUCUGAGAUCUCUAGAGGAGAAUCCAGAAUCUCUGAGGUCUUUAGAAGAAGAGAAUUUAGACACAUCAAAAGGUCUAGAAAAGGAGAAUCAAGAGCUAUUGAUGUCUUUAGAAGAGAAGGAUGCAGAAGUAGGGAGACCUCUAGAAAAAGAGACUCUAGGACUACUUAAACCUGUAGGAAAAGAGGACCCACAGACAUUGCAAUCUCUAGAACAGGAGAAUCAAGAACUAAUGAGGUCUCUUGAAGGUAAUCUAGAGACAGUUUUAUAUCCAGAAAAGGAAAAUCAAGAGUUAGUCAGGUCUGUAGAAGAGAACUUUGAGUCAACUAGAGAUUUAGAAAAGCAGACUCAAGAGCCACUGAGGUCUCUAGAAGAAGAGAAGCAGGAGACAGUGAGACCUCUAGAAGAAGAGAACCAGGAGCCAGUGAGGUCUCUAGAAGAAGGCCAGGAGACACUGAGGUUUCUAGAAAAAGAGAACCAGGAGCCAGUGGAGUCUCUAGAAGAUGAGAACCAGGAGACAUUGGGACCCCUAGAAAAAGAGAACCAGAGGUCCUUGAGACCUCUAGAAGAAGAGAACCAGGAGCCAACAUUGAGAUCUCUAGAAAAAGAGAACCAGGAGCCAGGGGAGUCUCUAGUAGAAGAAGACCCGGCAACAUUGAGACCUCUAGAAAAGGUGAAACCAGAGCCACAAAUGUUUCUUGGAAAAGACCAGGAGAUAUUUAGAGCUCUUGAAAAUGAGAAUCAACAGUUAUUAAGGUUCCUAAAAGAAGAGAGCGUAGAGGCAAUGAGAUCUUCAGAAACUGAGAAUCCAGAGCCACUAAAGUCUGCAACAGAAGACUUAGGAAUAUUGAAAUCUCUAGAGACUCAGGAGCCACUGUGGUCUCCAGAAGAAAUGAAUCAGGAGACAACGAAACCUCUAGAAAAGGAAAUUCAAGAAGCACUGGACUCUGUGGAGGAUGACCGAGAGACACCGAGACCCCUAGAUAAGGGGGACCAGGAAUCACUGAGAUCUCUGGGCGGGUGGAACCUAGAGACUCUGAAUCCGCCAGAAGAGCUAGGUCAGGGAAGUCAAAGGAACCUGACCGAGGAAGAGACCCCUGAGCAGACAGAGAAUCCAGAGUCGCCGAGGUCUUUGGAAGAGGAGGGACAGGAGCUGCCACUGCCUGCCAGCCAGCAGGGGUGGGAAGAUGUGGUGGGGGACCGAGAACUGGAGCAGGGUUUGCCCCCUGGCAGGGCAACGCUGGACGUGAGGGAGUGGGCUGGCUCCGCCGGGAAGGAGUCUGUGGGGCAGGGACAGCCACGGCUGGUGGCCGCAGGGGAGGUCUGGAGCACAGGCUCAGAGGGGCACUCAGGGAGCCCUGAGCCCAAAGAGCAGAGGGUCCCAGUUGAGGGAGCCGGGGGGGAGGGAGGCACUGAGGGCCUCCGGGACCCCGAAGGGCAGCUGGAGCAAGUGGGGGUGCCAGGCCUCCAAGCUCCCCAGGGAGUGUCAGGGGCGAGAGAGCUGGUGUUGGAAGGUAGAGAUGAGGCCCUGGGGGGUGGCCAGGCCUCCCCAGAGGUCACUUCGGGGUUAGAGACAGCUGUGGGCGAGUCGGCUGCAGGAAGCCGGCAGGGACCAGAGCAGGAGGUGGUGGGGCUGGAGGACCCAGGGCCCCCGGCCAGAGAGGAGGGGGAGGCGUCACCCAUGGGCGAGGAAGGUUUGGAAGCAGAGAAGAUGCAGGGUUUGGAAGGGCCCAGAAAGGACCCAGAGGAGGCAGCUGCUCUGGACCCAGAGCUUUCCACCCUGUCCAGGAAGAGCACAGACCCCCUGGAGCCUCCCAGGGGCUGGGAGGAGGCAGAGCCAGAGGCCCCGUGGGGAGCGGAGGCUGGGCUCCCUGCCGAGACCAAGUGCCCCUCUCACUGUGGAAGCAGUAGCGGUACCCCUCAGCCCAGGCCCCUGGGGUCAGAGGAAGCAGGAGAAGAUGCAGAGCUAGUGCUGGGGCCCCCCAGCCCAAGGCCCACUGAGCCCCGGGCGCCCACCCCAAUCCCUGGAGAUGCCCCUGGGCUCCAGCUCCUGGCUGAGGGGAGCCAGGAGGCUGGCUGGGGACUGGAGGGGGAGCAGGAGAAAUUGGGUUCUGAGGGGAGCCCUGAGGAUCUCCAGGAGGAGGGGGAGGAGAACAGAGAAGACAGCGAGGCUGAUGAGCUUGGGGAGACUCUUCCUGACUCCACUCCCCUGGGCCUCUAUCUCCGGUCCCCAGCCUCCCCCACGUGGGGCCUGCGUGGCGAGCAGAGGCCCUCCCCUCAAGGGGAGGCCAGAGAGGAAGGCUGGGCUCCUUCUGUCCCGGCCCCUGAGGGCUGUGGGGCUCAGCCGGGGGAAGAGGAGGAGGAGGAGGAAUGUGGUCAGGACUCGGACUUGUCCGAGGAGCUUGAGGACCUGGAGGCCGAGGGUUCUCUCCUUCCCGGCCCCCCUGGGGAGGCUGUGGAGCCUCCAGGCCGAGCGUCUCAGCUGCUGCUGGAGCCUGCGGCCUGGGACGGGGGCGGGGAGUCCGAUGGGUUUGCAGAUGAGGAAGAGAGUGGUGGGGAGGACGGGGAGGAAGAAGAGAGGAGGGAGCCAGGGGCUGGCCGCUGGGGCCCCCUGCCACCCCUGAGUGGCCCUCAGAGGGGGAACUUCCUGGGGUCCGAGGCCGCAGAGGGCGGCGUCCCCUGGGAUGAUGGCCUGAGGGGCAUGGAAGCCGGUGUCCGCGUGACUGCCCUGGAGACUGAGUCCCAGGACAGCACGGAGCCCUCGGAGGGCUCCGAGGAGGAGUCUGGCCCUGUUCCCUUGGAGAGGGAGGACCCGGCCCCUGGCCCUCUGGGAACCCUCAGCGGGGUGGGAGACCUGGGCCUGGGAGUGGGGGACAGCCGGGGUGUCAAUGGCCAGGGCCCCAGCCUGAAGGAGGAGUUAGAGCGUGUGAACGGGGGGGUGGUAAAUGGGCUGCAGCCGUCCGAGGGGGGGGAGCAGGGGAAACUGGGGGGCCCUGAGGCGGACCAGGGCAGCCCCUUGGAAGAGGAGGGGGACGAGGGGGGUGCCCUGAAGGCCCCUUGGGCAGGACCUCCUCUUCACCUUGGCGUGGGCCAGUUCCUGAAGUUCACUCCAAGGGAAGGAGAUGUCGACUCGUGGUCCUCAGGGGAGGACUAGAGAGAGCUCCUCCUCCCUCACUCUGAGGACUGGGGGGGGGGGUGUGCGCACGCACGUGCGUGUCAGGGGGGUCCCUAAGCCCCCUCCCUGCUCAGAGGCAGCACCCUUAAGUUAGGAUCCCUUGACCUGUGUGGCUUCUGUCCCAGAGGCCUGGCCGGCCAAGGUGAAGCAGGGUGUGGCAUGGGGAUGCGUCCCAAGAACGGAGGCUCCAGAAUGCAACCCAGCCCCUCGGACCCGGCCGUCCCGCGAAGCUUCAGCCCGCUGAACCACUGUAGCACUAGGCCCCUUUCCUCCCACACCCCUUCUCCCCCCUCCUGCCAUCUGGACAGGGCUCCUCCCAGGGGAGGGGGCUGUGGUGGUCCUCACCACAGGGCUCACCAGCCCUGUCCCCCCUCGCUGCACCCUCCCGGGGUGUCUGGCCACUGGGUGAGGGGGUGCUCCUAGGUCCUGACUCCCGUAUUCCUGCCAUGUUGUGUCUGGCUCAUCCCUGCCUGAAUAAAGUAGUUCU
Molecule: messenger RNA, 5359 nt
Organism: Callorhinus ursinus (northern fur seal)
Lineage: Eukaryota; Metazoa; Chordata; Mammalia; Carnivora; Otariidae
Source: RefSeq, a predicted model, not a curated record